Molecule: messenger RNA, 5367 nt
Organism: Pecten maximus
Lineage: Eukaryota; Metazoa; Mollusca; Bivalvia; Pectinida; Pectinidae
Exons: 9
Coding region: 310-2028 (572 amino acids)
Source: RefSeq, a predicted model, not a curated record
UUAUGUUUUAAUGGAUUUUAUUAAUUUUGUUUACAGGACUACAGAUCUCCACUUUUGUUGUGGUAAAAAGAAACUCAUUCUAAGGGAAAUAACUCUCAUAUUUGAGACUGUCAUAUCAUGCAUAGUGCAUGUCUAGUAAUUAAGAGGGGGUUAGCAGACGACACUGGAAGACUGUUGUAAGACAAUUCACCGGACUCAUUAAGUGUAUGUCACACGUUUGUGAGACAUGCCAACACACAAAGUAUUCGAUUGGCUGAGAAUCGUCACUCGUUGCUUCUAGAUCAGUAAUCUGAGAAGAAAGUUCACAUCAUGGAUGACUUUUCAUCAACAAAGUGUAUUUUGAAGGAUGAAUCAUUCGAAUGGGAGCAUGACGAAGAUGUCGACGUCAAACUCGAACGAACUCCACAAGACACAGGGACCAAUAUGUACCCUGGACAGGCCAGUGGUACAAGUGUCAACUGUGAUGAGAUGGACAGCGGUCAAGCAUCUACAGAUCCUCCGACUUCUGAUGAACAAAAGUUCAGUACUGCAGUGAGAAACAGAGCAACUACAAAUAGCAGACUUCUUCGUACCAUUGACCAAGCUUUCUAUGACUCCGGGGAAUCACAGCCCAACCCAAUGACACUUGGAAGCAAAUCUAAGAUGUCUUCCAACCGAAUCCCAGGGUGGGCUUGGACCUUACUCGUACACAUUUUAGGAAUUGACAGCCAUGAAUCCAAUAGAAAGAGAAAAUGCCUGGCAAUUUUUUUGCAAAUAUUCACCAUCUUGUUAGCCUGUACUUUCUCCGUGAGUGGAGCCAUCCAUACCGUCUACGAUAUUUUAUCGAAAUUCUCUGACACAAGCCUUCUGAUGGGAAUUGUGAAUUUGAUUCUGGGGUUCAGUUGGAUAUGUUUGGGAAUUUAUUCAAAUAAACUGUCGAAAAAACUUUUCAGUAAUCGUAACUUUGUGGAAAGUGUGCGGAUUCACUCGAGAACAUUUUUAAAAGUCAGUGCGGCCGGACUAUUGAUAUUUUUGGGUACAGUGGCUGUGGUUAUCAAUGGUUAUGUAAAAUACAAAGAGUUUGGUCCACGCCAUUGUCAGACAUUGAAUAUAAACACUGUCAUCUGUCAUGUGAUGUAUUCCUCCCAUGUGACAUUCUCAGUUAUCUCCCUUCUCUGGAAUUUACUUGUCGGCUGUAUGUUACUCUCUGUGUGCAGAACACACACCAUAGGUGUACGCCGGUUUAUAAGAGUUCUCGAACACGAUGCCAAGUUGUACAUGGAGAUUUGCAGCGGGAACUACUCCAAGUUGAAUCAUAAUGGCAGCAAAGACAUGGAUCUGAUGUCAAAUGCAUCAAGCAAAUCAGAGUGGUUUAUUUGGGAUGACGACGGGAAUCGAGAUGGAUUUUCGGACAGUUCUGUCCAUGACAAUAGAUUUGAAAACUCUCAGGUAACCCUCAGAUCUGUACACUCUGGGAAUCAGUCACAGGGAAACUCAACUGACCAUUCCAACUCACCGGGAAAAGCCCACUCACCGGAACGAACCCAUCCAAAUGGACUUGCCCACACAGAGGUGGAGGAAUCCUUGGUGGACGACAGAGCACUGACCAGAACUAUUCUGACAAAUGAAGAGCUUUUGAUGUGCUACUGGAAGAUUUCGCACCGAAUGCGUAUCACAUCGACAUGUCUGCAGCGAUGGCUGGCUAGCUGGAUCCUGUUCGUGUUGUUGUGGUGCGGGGAUUAUAUUCUAUACUGGAUCAGUCAUGACGCUAUCAUCUGGGAGGUGGUCGAGUGUACAAUCCCACUCCUUCUCUUACUGAUCGUGUGUUCUGCGUUCGCCGAGGCCAAUGGUGAAGGUCAACGAAUGAUCAGGUGUAUCUGUCCUACUGAGGCGAGACUAAAACUGCUAUAUUUCCUGACUCAACAGCCGCUACAGAUGCAUGUUUUUAAUUUUUCGAUCACCUACAAUGCCAUAUUUGGUGUUGUAGCAGCGUUUGCCGUGGCCUUCGCCUCAAGGAUCAUCUUGGAUGAAGUGUACAGUGGUAAAUAGGCUCCAGGCACAGAUUCCUCUGUUUACAUUUAACAGAUAUUGUAAAAGAAUGUAUUCUGGUCCUGAUUACAAAAUCAUUUAAACUGAAGUAUUGGGACCAUGCUAUGUCUAGUUUAUAUUUGUUGUUGUGUUUGUGAGAAGUGUUGAUUCUAUAAUAUUAUAAUAUUGUAUUAAAACAUUCCAUAUUAGCUUGAUUCAUAUGGAAAUUGAGUACCUUAACGACAACUGUGAUAUACAUACAAUUGUGUUUGAUUGAGAUGACAUCAAGGAAAUAUACAUUGGGGUAAAAUUUAUUUCAUUAUUUAAUCUGAUACUUCAACUUGAAUAGUUAAAAAAAAAUAACAAAUUCUUUAUCCUAUAUCCAUCCUGAAAUAAGCUCCUGACCCCGAGUGUAACAGUUUAGUAUUCACGUUUUGGGAGGGCUUGUGUGUGAACUACUUUUAUUUGAUAUUAAUGAUUGUGUCAAAUUAAAGAAAGGGGCUUGAUUAUUUUUUGACUGGGGCUUAUUAACAGAUAAGUACAGUAUAUACUUGUAUAUUUUUGAAAUGAUAGAUUUUAUGGUAAAUUCUGUAUUAGUGAUUAAGAUUUUGAUGCCUGCAUUUUCAAAAGUGGUUUACUAAUUGGUCAGAAGUUUUAGAGACCAACUUUAUAGAAUGAAAACCCACUAACAGGAUUUAGGCUGAGAUCUGAGAUUACACACUGUUCAAUGAGUCAGGUUUUAAUUACUAGCUCCUAUGCAGGAUGUCAGAAAAGACAAAUUUCAAAAUCAAAGUAGUUUGUACAAGGUAUCUGAAUUGACCAGAUUGACUACAUUUCAUAAAUAGUCUUUAUACACCCUGCAAAUCUCACAUGAGUACAAAUGUAUUAUGGUAUGGAGUCAACCGACAUUGAUUUUUGUUUGUCCAGAGAUCUCCUCCUACAUUUUUCAACUAAUUUCUUUGAAACUUGAUAGGCUUUGUAACAAGCAUAUAUAGAUGUGUUUCCCCGAGAGGCAGUUUGGUUCGACUAAUCUUGCAAAAGUUAGUCCCCUUUGUUUAUUUUAGUAUUUGAUUUUUGUCCAAAGAUUUCUUCCGGCAUAAAUUUUGUUUGUCCAGAGAUCUCCUCCUACAUACAUAUUUCAACUGAUUUCUUUUCUAGGCUUUAUAACCAUCAUGUACAUUUGUGUAACCCUGAGAGGCAUUCAAUAAUUUAUCAAAAGUUAAUACCCUUUGUUUAUUUUGGUAUUUGAUUUUUGUCCAAAGAUUUCUUCUGGCAUUAAUAUUUGUUUGUCUGGAGAUCUCCUACGUACAUUUUUCAACUGAUUUCUUUGAAAUUUGAUAGGAUUUAUGACCAUCAUAUACAGUUGUAUAACCUUGAGAGGCAUUUUAUUGGACUAUUUUUGCAAAAGGUAUUAUCCUGUUUUUUUCAAUAUUCACUUGUUUGUCUGGAGACCUAGGCUCCUCCUACAUUUAUCAACUAAUUUCUUUGAAACUUAGUAGGCAUUAUAAUCAUGGUAUAUAGUUAUAUUUUCCAGAGAGGCAUUUUGAUUCAACAAUUUUAACAAAGGUUAUUGCCCUUUGUUUAUUUCAGUGUUUGAUAUUUGUCCUGAGAUGGACAUUGUUAAUAACUCCUGUUGACUGGUAUUCCUCUUACAGUACUUAGAGAAUAAAACACUGACUUUGUAUUGAAAGUAAAGGUGAAGGUUAAAUCAUAUCACCUAAUCACUCAUAAGGCGAUACAAGUUUUAUUUCAAUGCAAGAGAGUAUAUAACACUGUCACUAUAUGACAUUGAUGGGCUUGAACUGUUCUGCUCCAUGUUAUAUUCCACAUGAAUAUUAAGCCUUCUCAUUGUUCACCAUUUUGGCAAAGCUGGUUCAUUAAAGGUUAUAUUUUGUAUAUACAUAAAAACAUGUACUACAUUUUUAAGCAAAUUUUGAAUUUAUUUUUGGUUUAUGAAUAAAAAGUAUAGAAUCAAUAAUAAAGUGGGUUGUGCCAUCUCUUUUAUCUGAUAUUUACAUACACUGUAUCAUGUUUUAUUCAACAUGUUGAUGUAUUUGUUGAAACCACUUACAUAUUGUUUUUCUGAUGUUUUUUUUAAUUUUUCUAUCCAAGAGAGUAUAAAUUAUAUACAAUGUGUGUAAUAUAAAUAUCUUAGUUCAGGAGUCAGCUUGACUUAAUAAAUUUGAAUAGAAUUUGAUUAUAACAUGUAAUUUAAUUCAAUUUUCAUUUCUGAUUUUACUUGAUUUUAAAAAUAAUCAAUGUAGAGUAUACAUAGUAACCAAUCAUGUUGUUUCUUUUAAAGAAUUCCAUUCUUCUUCACCUUAAUAUAUUAAAGGAUUACAUCAAAUUUUGAAUUAAAAUUUUUUAAGCCAAUGAAAAUGCUUGUUGCAAGCAAAAUUAGGUUAUUCUGCUUUAACACUUCAUUAAAGAACAUUUGUGCAAUACAUUUUUUGAUAUUACCUGUUUACGCAGACUACUGAAAAAUAAUCGUCGUCGAUCAUUUCAUUCAAAGGACCUCUUCUCAAUAACCGGAAAGCCCAGGGUAUUGAUAUUGUAGUAUGCUGAGGGAAAAGGGCUUCCAAGUUUGUUCAAAUGAAUGACCUUGACCUACUUUAAAGGUCACAGGGGUAAAAAGUGUUAAAAUCUUCAAACGACUUCUCAAUAAACAAAAGGACCAAGGUACUCAUAUUAGGCCUGUAACGUGCUUGAAUGAAGGGCUACCAAGUUGUUCAAAUGAAUGACCUUUAUUCACUUUCAAGAUCACAGGGGUCAAAAGUGUUAAAAUCUUCAAACAAAUUAUUCUUGAUAAUUGGAAGGACCAAGGUACUGAUAUUGGGCCUGUAGCAUGCUUGGAUGAAGGGCUACUAAGGUUAUUCCAAUGAAUGACCUUGACCCACUUCAACGGUCACAUGGGUCAAAAGUGUUAUAAUCUUCAAAUGACUUCUUCUCAAUAACUGAAAGGACCAAGAUUACUGAUAUUAGGCCUGUAGCAUGCUGGCAUGAAGGGCUAACAAGUUUGUUCAAAUGGAUGAACAUGACCUUCAUUCAAGGUCACAGGGGUCACAUAUGUAAUAUGUACAACAGUUUCUAUGUUAUAUAUACAACGGUUUCUAUGUAAUAUGUACAAUGGUUUCUAUGUUAUAUGUACAACGGUUUCUAUGUAAUAUGUACAACGGUUUCUAUGUAAUAUGUGCAACGGUUUCUAUGUAAUAUGUACAACGGUUUCUAUGUAAUAUGUACAACGGUUUCUAUGUAAUAUGUACAACGGUUUCUAUGUUAUAUGUACAUUUAUAAUGGUGCAAUAUAUUGUUAUCACAGAAGACUAUACCAUUUUAAAUAAAUUUUAUUAGGUAUUACGUG